Messenger RNA from Octodon degus (degu), 1577 nucleotides. It is a transcript of the gene Prpf38a, whose product is annotated as pre-mRNA processing factor 38A. Gene Ontology annotation, cellular component: precatalytic spliceosome. The transcript is spliced from 10 exons. NCBI's taxonomy places the organism in Eukaryota, Metazoa, Chordata, Mammalia, Rodentia, Octodontidae. The record is from RefSeq and is a predicted model, not a curated record. Bases 176 to 1114 code for a protein of 312 amino acids.
UCGGCGCGCGACUCCCGGAAGUUUUGUACGUUGAGCUUUGCGCUUCCAAGUUGGUUGUUCCGCCGAUUUACAGAUUCCAUUCACCUUUCUCCCUCGUUUUGGUUGUGUUUUAUUGACCUGGAGGUGACAUAGUAAAGAAUUCCACGGAAUUACACAGAACUGAAGGCGUUCUUAAAUGGCGAACCGUACAGUAAAGGAUGCGCACAGCAUCCAUGGCACCAACCCUCAGUAUCUGGUUGAGAAGAUCAUUAGAACAAGAAUCUAUGAAUCUAAAUAUUGGAAAGAAGAAUGUUUUGGACUGACGGCUGAGCUUGUUGUUGAUAAAGCCAUGGAGUUAAGGUUUGUGGGUGGAGUCUAUGGUGGAAACAUAAAACCAACUCCCUUCCUGUGCUUGACCUUGAAAAUGCUUCAGAUUCAACCAGAGAAGGAUAUCAUCGUAGAGUUCAUUAAAAAUGAAGAUUUCAAAUAUGUCCGCAUGUUGGGCGCGCUUUACAUGAGGCUGACAGGCACUGCAAUUGAUUGCUACAAAUACUUGGAGCCUUUGUAUAAUGACUAUCGAAAAAUCAAGAGCCAGAACCGAAAUGGAGAGUUUGAACUGAUGCAUGUAGAUGAGUUUAUUGAUGAACUGCUGCACAGUGAGAGAGUCUGUGAUAUCAUUCUGCCCCGGCUACAGAAACGUUAUGUACUGGAAGAAGCUGAGCAGUUGGAGCCUCGAGUUAGUGCUCUGGAAGAAGACAUGGAUGAUGUGGAGUCUAGUGAAGAGGAAGAGGAAGAAGAUGAAAAGUUGGAAAGAGUGCCAUCACCUGAUCAUCGGCGAAGAAGCUACCGAGACCUGGACAAGCCCCGUCGCUCUCCCACGCUUCGAUACAGGAGGAGUAGGAGUCGGUCUCCCAGAAGGCGGAGUCGAUCUCCCAAAAGAAGAAGUCCUUCACCUCGCAGAGAGAGACAUCGGAGCAAGAGUCCAAGACGCCACAGAAGCAGGUCCCGAGAUCGACGACACAGAUCCCGCUCCAAGUCCCCAGGUCAUCACCGUAGUCACAGACAUAGGAGCCAUUCUAAAUCUCCUGAAAGGUCGAAGAAAAGCCAUAAGAAGAGCAGGAGAGGGAAUGAGUGACGAGCUGUUUUGUUUUAGUCCAAAUGGCUCCUGUGGCUAUGUGUAAGGAUUAAGAGCUGCUCUCCUGGCAGCUAUAUUUUAGUUUUUUCUUAGUGUUUUUUUGUUUGUUUUGUUUUUUAAAGAAAAAAGAAAAGAGGUGCUAAGUUUUGUAUCUCUUUUUUCAGCUGUAAACAUCUUUAAAGGAUGUUCCUUAAAGUCAGUUUUUGGCCCAAUCAACUACAAAUACUAUUCAGGCUUAUGAGAGUAGAAAGGAUCUGAGAAUUGGGAAUGUGAGUGAUGAAAGAAGAGACCAAAUUGGUGACCCUUUACCUUUUGUUAUUAAACCUGAGACAACCAUUUGACACUUUUCUGUAGUUUGAUUUUUGGUUUGCUCCAUAAUUACAAUUACCUUGAAAAUCCUUGGAUUUGUGCUGCUGUUACUUAUCAAAGGUCAAACCAGUCUAACAUAGUAACAGAGUUGCUG